This is a messenger RNA of Pocillopora verrucosa, 3721 nucleotides long. The record is from RefSeq and is a predicted model, not a curated record. Lineage: Eukaryota; Metazoa; Cnidaria; Anthozoa; Scleractinia; Pocilloporidae.
AUUGUCACACUAGUGCGUGAUGUAGAACGCGCUGGUCUUCAGCAAAAGAUUUGGUUAACCCUGAGCGAACUGGAAGAAACGCACUUUUUAUGUUAACGAGCGAGGAAAGAAGCAUGGGUGACCGGAUAAAACCGCUGAAAUUUCCAAGAGACGAUUUCCUUCCACUAGAAAUGGAUGUAGGAAAAGAAAUGGUGGACGUUCUUCCAAAACUGCCGGCCCGAAAGGAGGAUAUCUUUAUUACCUCAUAUCUAAGAUCAGGCUCCACUUGGACUGGGGAAAUUAUAUGGCAGAUUCUUCAUGAUGGUAAAAUAGACGAGCGACGAUUGGAUGAACGAAUACCUUUUGUGGAAGGGAUUAUUCUGCCUAUUAGAUCUUAUCCCUAUACUGUAACAGACCCCGAGUCUGCCAAGAAAAUGUUUACCAGCUUCCCUGAGCCUCGCGUAUUCAAAACUCAUCUUCCUUAUUGCUUCGUCCCUAAGGGCUCUGAUGAAGCUAACAAGCCUCGAUACAUAUAUGUUGUGCGCAAUCCCAAAGACGUGUUUGUGUCUCUUUAUCAUCAUCACCGCAACAUGCCUUAUUUAGUGGAAAUUCCUUCCUGGGACGAGGCGUUCAAACGUUUUAUCACAGGAGACUUUACGUUUGGUUUGCACUUUGAUCACGUGUUAGGCUGGUGGGAACAAAGGGACGACCCUAACAUUUUGAUUCUUACUUAUGAGGACAGAAUAAAGGAUCCAGGAGAUGCUGUUGACAAGAUAGCAAAUUUCCUUCGUAAAAAGAUCUCCCCUGAAACACGUGACCUUAUUGUCAGACAAACGUCUUUUGACGUCAUGAAGAGCUCCAGUCACACCAACUUUACUUGGUUUGAAGGAAUCAAGGGGGAUGGCUUUAUUAGAAAGGGUCAAGUAGGAGGAUGGAAAGAUUACUUCACUGAAGAACAGAAUGAGUUGUUUGAUAAGGUUUUCAGUGAAAGAGUUGGAGAUGGUGAGACUGCAGCUCAAUUAAGAGAACUGCUGUCACUGUAGUAGCCCCGAAAUGAAACAGAAAUUCAAAUUGAAAUAACAGACGCGCUUUGUUUAAUGAUUAUGUUUGUACGCAAUGAGCACCCAUUAGGAAUUUAACCCAAAUGUUGAUGAUAAAAUUAGCAGUAUGGGUUGGGAUUAUUAGAGAAGAUUUUAAAAAUGCAUGGACCUUUUAGCCUGAGGAAAUUUUUUGUUUUUAUAUCAAAUUUAAUUUUAGUAAUAACACGCAGAUUGCAUAAUGUUGAGCCUGUUUAGAAGUUUUGCCUGUUUAAGACUCAAACUCCCAACACCGUACCAUGCUUGGCCCCACAUUCCCUUCCGGUCUAUCGAUUCUAAAUCAAGCCAACCUACUAGUGCAACAGCAACAGAGUACGACGACGACAGGUGACAACAAAGAAGGUGUGUUGAUUUCAGUAUAAUAAAUGAGAAAUACAUGGGCAUUGGUAAAAGUAGUUUUUGUUUCAUAUUAUUUAGGGCUUCACCUGAAACGUUCUCACAUAUACAAACAAACGAACAAAAGAUAAAAGAAAUAAAAUGAAAGCGUAAUGAUUAGAAAAAAAAUUCACUCAAUGAUGAUGAAAUACAUUGGAUUCUUAUUGGGUGUAUCCCACUUGACAAUGCAUCGCUGAUUGGGUUAAUUAAUUGCUGUCGCAUUUGAGAGACUUAGUCCUCAGAGAAAGGCUUUUUUUUUCUCACAACGACCGUUUCUGAGAAACCAGAGUUAUACUGCACGUAUAUGUGUUCAAGACUGAUAAACUGAUAAGUGAAAACUGAUGCUAAUAUUUGUAUCUGAUGUUAUAGUUACGUACUAGGUCCGGAGGAAUGCGACACGGCUUUGUUCGAAAAGAUCAAGUAGGAAGAUAAAAACAUAACUUUGUCGGAAAACAGAACAGUUUUUUUGAUAAGGCAUAGGUUAAUCAAGUUCAUUUACAAAUAAAAAUUUGCCACCAACAUGGAUGUAUGCGUGGAAUUUCAUUAAAGCGGAGGUGCUUGUGAGUUUCAAUUUUCUUCCAAUCAAGGGAUAACUUAUCUUGUUUCAACUUUGAUGGUAGGGAAGAGAGCAAAGUGUGGGAAAGAGGAGCCCAGUUCACUUGCAAAAUUCUUGAGGAAGGCUGGUGCAAUAACACUAGUACAGAUUAUUUAGAAAAGUAAAUUAUUAACUGACAUGACUUACCCUUCUGCUUAACGUUGACAGCAAUCUUAAAGAAGUAAAAAAAUACUUGGAUUGUCCAGUAAAUGGGAAAUAAGUGCUCUAAGACUUUGGGGCAUUUACUGGCUGUUAGAUCAAGUAGACAUUUUCUUGAUGAACAGUUGGGGAUAUAGCCAUGCUGUUACCAAUAUAAUGGGAAAUUUGAAAUGUUAAGCAUCUUGAAUAUUUAAAAAAUAUACAAAUAACAUUCUUUAAUAGUGAUAACAGAUGUACAGUAAUGGACAAUGCAACCAACUUGUACAAGUAAAGGUCACUGCUUCCUACAAUAUAAAUUUUACUUUGAUUUUACCAAACUGUCACUUGUAGGUGAGUCACAUGUUAUCAGUAUUAUGUGUAACUGAGGAAGUACCAGUAAAUCCCACAGGAAUUAACUCAGUACGUACAGAUUUGUAUGGGAGUGUUGUCAAGCCAAAGAACAGUUAUCAUUAACACAGAUUUUAAUCAGUACCCUUACUAGCACAAAGGAAAUUAUGUAGGGGCUAAAAUUAGCACACUCACUUAACACCUUGACUGUACCAGUGGCACAAAAGGCCCUCUUUACAGAGGCUUCAUAAAAUCUGUCAUUUAAAGAUCACAUAUAAGUACUUGGGGUAGAACAACAAAGUGUAGCUACUUGAUGCUGGUCUGAAGCUUCCAAGUUGAAAUCUGAUUCAUCUUCUGAUAAAACAUACAGUUCUGGCUGUUGGUCAUGAUGCCAUCUAAGAGGGACAUACCUCUGUGUGAGGUGGUGGGGCAUGUUUUUAACUCUCAAAAAAAUUUAAUUAAUCCUCAUCUUCACUUGGUUCUCCCUUUUCAAUUCUGUUUGCCAAGUCUUUUACAAGAAACUCCAAGGAAUCAUUCUCUGUCAACCUUUUGACUGAUUCACCCUUUUCAGCCAAGAUAUCUUCAAUAUUUCUGUAAAAUAUCAUUCAACAGGCUUAAAGUAAUAAUUUAAUCACAUGGACCAUUCAAGCUUGACUUCAGGUGUGAUUGCACAUGUAUCUUGCAUAUGUGGGUAGGCAUUGUAUCAACUCACUCAUUUGUGGAUUUUCAUUAUUACUUUUAUAAGGGAGUUAAUGACUGAAAUUAAACUUAAACCGACUUUCUAUGUGUACAAAAAACUGAGACAACGUGAAGGUGGUUUCUGAAUAAGAAAAAGUUGAUUUACAAUCAACUCACAUGGUAUGUACAUGUACAGUGUAUGCCGUUUCGAAGAGACUGUGCAUGAUCUCUGAGGAUUAACAUAUUCUGACUUUGGAUGAAUUGUCUCAUCUAGUACAGAUGUACUUUUGGCAAAAUGAUUGGAUACCAACAAAACAGAGGUAAUACACAGUGUGUAUGGGCAGUGUGGAACCAGUGGGAGGUGGAUGGUGGGCAGCAUUAGUGGUACUUUCUACUAAUAAGCUAAUAAGAAUGUGCCAAAGGAUGGGGUCACAUUUUCAUGACUGGGUUGAUUACCACAGGUUUUCAUUUUCAAUAGAGUUGCUAGAAUGGGGUUGAACCUUAUUGGACA